This is a messenger RNA of Phytophthora sojae, 591 nucleotides long. RefSeq lists its product as hypothetical. The annotation marks the transcript as partial. The transcript has a single exon. The record is from RefSeq and is a predicted model, not a curated record. NCBI's taxonomy places the organism in Eukaryota, Oomycota, Peronosporomycetes, Peronosporales, Peronosporaceae. Gene Ontology annotation, molecular function: aminoacyltransferase activity.
CCGACCAUCUUCACGGGCUCGCGCUUCAACGGCAACGACAACGCGCCCAACAACACGGACGAGUACGGCCGCUUCUUCGACGACCGCCGUCGUGAUAUCUCGCCCGGCUACUUCCACGUCGCCGUGACCAACAUCAUGGGCCGCUUUAACCACAGCUUCGUCGUCGACAUCACGGCCGGCAACGAGGUGUGGAACCAGCCCGUGCGCAGCUACGAGAUCCUGCGUCUGUCGUGGACGACCCCCAAGGCCGCCGCCAAGAAAUAUUUCAACGUGGACAAGUACCCGUUCAACGACGCCGCCACCAAGAUCGCCGUCGUCACCACGCGCUUCAGCUGGAUCGUCGAGUCCGGCGUGAACGGCCCCCUCGUCGCCACGGGCAUCGUGGACAAGUACACGACCAGCGCCGACUACGAGUACAUCCUCGAGACGGACGAGACGUACCAGAUUCUGGGCGGCGAGUGGCUCUCGGGCUCCAAGGCCAACCACCCCGACUUCCUGUGGCUGCCGGCUAGCAAGCCCGACAACGCGACGGUCACCUCGGUGGGCCUCGUGUACUCGGAGAUCGAGGGUCUGCUGGACGAGUCUGUGAGC